GCCGGAACUGCACAGAUGCGAGUGAGAUCACACCCUCAACCUACACUAGCCAUGGCCGCAGCAAACAAGAUUCCCCUGCUGCUCGCCGCCGCUGCCGCCCUCUCGCUCGCCGCGAGCGCCGUGGCGGCGGCGCCCGGCCCGCGCCGCCGGCCGGUGCGCAUGCGGCUGUACAUGCACGACGUGAUCGACGGGCCGGGGCAGACGGCGAUCCGCCUCAUCUGGGGCGCGGGGCCGCCCCACGCGUCCAUGCCGGGGCGGGCGUUCGGCGACACGGUGGCCGUGGACGACCUCGUCACGGAGGGCCCGAGCAUCGCCUCCGCCGCCGUCGGCCGCGCGCAGGGCACGUACAUGCUCAGCUCCCAGCGCGAGGCGGUGCUGGUGGUUGCCAUCACCGUGGCGCUCACCUCGGCCGGGGGCCCCUACAACGGGAGCAACCUCGUCAUCGCCGGGCGCGACAGGGUGCGCGACGAGACGAGGGAGCUCGCGGUGGUCGGCGGCACCGGCGCGCUCCGGGGCGCCGCCGGGUACGUGCUGUGGAGGACGGCCAAGGUGUGGUCGGAGAUCCACAUGGCGCUGGAGCUCGACGUGCACGCGUCCGUGCCGGCGACGGCAGACGACGACGCGGUAGCCACCGAGUAAGAGAGAUUAUUGUACUCCUACGUGGAUCGUUUGAUUCCGCCAUGGAUAUCUAUCCGGCCGGGAGCUCCCGUGCACUGCAGCUAGAUUAUACUCGUAUUUAUUUGUUGUGCUUUUAACUUUUUGUUUCCUUACAAGAAAUAAAAAGAGGCUAUGAUCCUCUGAUCAUUACUAUUAAUCA
Molecule: messenger RNA, 817 nt
Organism: Oryza sativa Japonica Group (Japanese rice)
Lineage: Eukaryota; Viridiplantae; Streptophyta; Magnoliopsida; Poales; Poaceae
Product: dirigent protein 21
Source: RefSeq, a predicted model, not a curated record